Leptomonas pyrrhocoris is the source of this 737-nucleotide messenger RNA. RefSeq lists its product as hypothetical. NCBI's taxonomy places the organism in Eukaryota, Euglenozoa, Kinetoplastea, Trypanosomatida, Trypanosomatidae. Bases 90 to 737 code for a protein of 215 amino acids. The transcript has a single exon. The record is from RefSeq and is a predicted model, not a curated record.
GCGCGUUUAUAUAUACAUAUUGUUUUUUCCACGGACUUCAGUAUUCUUAUCAUUAUUUUUAUUGAUUUCUCUUUUACGUUUCAAGAACAAUGCCUUGCAAUUGUCGACAAGGAACAGCUCUGCACAACCAUCUCGGAGAUGCGCUGUCGAGUGAAGGUGUGUUCGGCUUGGGUGCCCCUAUUAACGAAGCAGUUGACCUGACGGCGUUGCAGGUGUGGAACUGCAAGAACUCUGCAGAGGAAGCUGGACGUAUUUUCAACCCUAACACAAGUGAUAACAGUCUUCCCAUUUGCAGCGACGACGACCAGGAACUGCUGAUAUUUGCACCCUUGAAUUCUCUGUGUCGAGUGAAAGGCCUGACCAUUACCGGUCCAGCGAACGACUGCGCUCCGUCACGCGUCAAAAUUUUUGUGAACACUGGCAAUAUCACCGGAUUUGACUCAGUUCAAAGGUUGGCUCCGCAGGAGAUGCUGCAACUUGCUGAAGGUGGCUCGGAGGAUCGAAUUGUGUACCGUGUCAACCCGGGUAAAUUCGCUUCCGUCUCCUCCCUUGCUUUUCUAUUCGAUGAAAGCUUCAACGGUGAGGAGACGGAUGUGCUGCGCAUUGAACUUUUCGGAGAAAACAGUGGAAAGUCAACACAGCAGCAGGUUGCAACUAACAUAGUGUAUGAAGGCCGUGGCAACCCAGCUGAUCACCGGGUGACGGAAGAGAAAAACGCUCUUUUUGAAGUCCGUUGA